AAGCAAUGUUUCAGAUCGAGGGAGAGAGGGCGGAUUCGUGGCCUAGAAACCGCGUCAAGACAUAGCGAUAUAAAACGAGACAACAUUAAGUUAGAUACUAGCUCAGCCAUGGAAGGGGUAAGAGGAUACUGUUUGACGUAGUAUCUACGUGGGAACGAACGCUUAAUGAAACGAAAAGGAUCGUGAAUUGGAAAACACUCGUCAGAACCGAGGAUACGUAGACGUUUAAACAUGCAUCAUUUUGGAGAUAAAAAGACUGGUGUUUUCUCGCCUCUGCCUCACAUUAAACGCCUGGAAAAAUGAAAGGCAGAGGGCUUUCCAAAAGACCUAGACAUGAAAUUCAAGAUGCUGCACUGGCUCAGCCUGCUGAGCCUAAGCCUUACUCUCCUGGUUUGGUUAGGUCAUGUGAUCACACAGAACGAUCCAAUGGUUGUGCAAAAUCGUGGACUCAGGGGCUACACGAGGAUCACCCCUCACAGGACGGAGCAGUUUCUGGACUUGCACUGCAACCAGUGUGCCUUGGUCUCCAGCUCAGGUCAGAUGCUCAGAACUGGUGCAGGAGAAGAGAUUGACAAGUUCGACUGUGUUAUUCGAAUGAAUAAUGCACCCACACGGGGGUUUGAGAAGGACGUUGGGAACCGCACCAAAGUGCGGGUUGUGUCUCACACCAGCGUUCCCCUGUUGGUGAAAAACGAGAGUUACUUCUUCCAGCGGUCAGCAAACACCACAUACGUGGUCUGGGGUCCUGACAGGAACAUGAGGCAAGACGGGAAAGGACACAUCUUUAACGCUCUCCUAAAAAUAGCAAAGAGUUAUCCCAAAGUGAGAAUCUACACUGUGACCAAAGAGCAGAUUCAGUUCUGUGACAGCAUGUUUCAGAAUGAAACUGGGAAAAACAGAAUGAAGACUGGGGCGUUUCUCAGCACAGGAUUUUUCACAAUGACUCUGGCAUUGGAUAUUUGUGACAGAAUCCACGUCUAUGGAAUGAUCGACGAUAACUACUGCAGUCGGGCCAACCACGGUGAUGUUCCUUACCAUUACUAUGAAAAAGGUCGACUUAACGAGUGCAAGAUGUACAACGUCCACGAGCACGCGAAACGCGGAGGCCACCGCUUCAUCACUGAGAAGGCCAUCUACGCUAAAUGGGCCACACACCAUCAAAUUGAGUUUAAAUAUCCAUCGUGGAGCCUCUGAUGAAGAUGUUCUUGGUCUGUACAGUGGUAAUUCUUUUUGUUCUCUGCUGAAUAUUUUAUUAUUGCAAGAGCGUGAAGCGUACAGUGCACAUACUAUGUUACUGAUGGACUCUUUUUUUUUAAUCCACUUUGAGUAAUUUUACACUGGCUUAUACUAGUGGAAAACACAUCUCAAACCAUAUGUACUGUAUAUAAAAAGCACCAACACAUUUCAUUUAAAUGCUUAUAUUCCUUCUCAGCAUUUCUGAAUAUUUCCAGCAUGUACAGUAUAACCACUCAUAAAAUCAAUGUCCAUCUCGGCACUGCACACACUGAAGCCUGUCAAUCGACCCAUUAGACAGUUGUACGAUUAACAGACGUACAGAUGGAAGGACAGACGUUCCUUCAAUUAAGAGAGAUGGUAUAUAGUAGUAGAUUCUUCUCUAAACUACACAUUAAUUUCUUUGUACAUGUGCCUUGAUAUUUCAAGUUAAAGCUACAAUAUGCACAUAAGCUCUCUCUGAGAGACAUGAUCAAUCUUUUAUUUUCUUUGAUUAAGUGAUUCACUGUUCUUUUUUUUUUUUUUUGAAUAUAUAAAAACCAGCAAGAACCAGAGUGUCAUGUGUCACUUCACUUGACAUAAUCAAACAAUUCUGUUUCAGUUGACAGAUCUCAUUGAUUAACUGUCUACAUUUUCUCUGCCAUUCCUCUCAAGGAUUGGCCAAACCAGUGUUCAUAAAUAGUCUGCAAUGACAAAAAAAAUUAUAAUCUGUUUUGUUUGAAGAACAUUUCAUGCUCACUGCUCAUAAAUCCACCAUCAAAUGAACAUACUGGUUCAUACUGUGGCGUCACUUAACCUCAGCUACUGAAAGUUACUCACCAUUACUUCAGACAGUAUUUCAGCCACAGGGAUUAAUAAAGUAUUCUGAUUCCGAUCAAAUGCUGGACGUAGCUGUAGGAGUAUUUACUUUUACAAGAACAUCGAGUUUGCUUGCAUUAAUGUAAUGUUAACCCAAAGAGUGAAUGUGCAGUUUGCAGUAGAGUUAUAUGACGCAGUAGUGGUUCGAUGUGGGAGGUGGAGCCUUGUGUCUCACACACUUUCACAGAUCCCACAGAUGUUACAUGACAUGAUGCAUGUGUGAUCAUGUUUAAAUCAAUCACACACCAGAUUAUAAAUGCAUGUAACCACAAACUAAA
This is a messenger RNA of Solea solea (common sole), 2369 nucleotides long. RefSeq names its product ST6 (alpha-N-acetyl-neuraminyl-2,3-beta-galactosyl-1,3)-N-acetylgalactosaminide alpha-2,6-sialyltransferase 4 (gene st6galnac4). The coding region runs from base 334 to 1194 and encodes 286 amino acids. The record is from RefSeq and is a predicted model, not a curated record. NCBI's taxonomy places the organism in Eukaryota, Metazoa, Chordata, Actinopteri, Pleuronectiformes, Soleidae. Gene Ontology annotation, biological process: ganglioside biosynthetic process; oligosaccharide metabolic process. Gene Ontology annotation, molecular function: alpha-N-acetylgalactosaminide alpha-2,6-sialyltransferase activity. The transcript has 5 exons.